Meloidogyne enterolobii is the source of this 2256-nucleotide messenger RNA. Lineage: Eukaryota; Metazoa; Nematoda; Chromadorea; Rhabditida; Meloidogynidae. The record is from the annotation of a GenBank genome assembly.
AUGUUCUUCAAAAUCUUAAGUUUCAGAGAAAAUUUUUUUAUCACAAAUAAAAUGUUUUCUUGUUCUCUUGCUGGCAUUCCAGACACUCAGGAAUUAUGGGAUAAAUGCAGAUUACCACUUGGAUUGCAUAUUCAGCCAUUUAGAGAUAUGAAGGGUCUCAAAGUAAUCCAUACAGUCAUUACAAGAUGUCGAUAUUGCCGGACCUAUAUAAAUCCCUAUGUUUUUAUUAUGGAUUCUAGACAUUGGAAAUGUAAUUUAUGUUAUCGAGCGAAUGAUUUACCAGAGGAAUUCUUGUGGGAUCCGCAGACCAAAUCAUUUGGUGAUCCGGGGAGAAGACCAGAAUUACAGGAAACUACUAUUGAAUAUAUUGCUCCAACAGAAUAUAUGCUUCGUGAACCUCAACCUCCAGUUUACUUUUUCUUACUUGAUGUAAGCUCAAAUGCUGUUGAUUGUGGUUAUUUGCAUAUAUUUGCUGAACAAUUGACGAUUGACAUUGAUAGAUUUCCUGGUAACGAAAAUGCACUUAUUGGCUUUAUGGGUUUUGACUCUGCUCUACAUUUCUUUCAAUUUGAAGAUUCUACAUCAGAACCUAAACAUAUUAUUGAAUUUGAUAUUGAUGAAAGUUUUCCUCCUGUUUGUUCUGGUUUAGUUGUUCCCCUUGAAGAAUUUAAAUUGAGCAUCAAAAAAUUUAUUUCAAAACUGCCUGAUAUUUUUGAUCAUGGAGUUUCUUCUUCAAAUUGUCUUGGGUCAGCUCUGGCUGUGACAAAGGAGUUAAUAGAAGAAAUUGGUGGACGUGUGACAGUUAUGCUUUCAUCAUUACCUAAUAUUGGAUUAGGUGCUCUUAAAUUACGUGAUGACCUUAAAUCUUCAAAAUUAAAAUUUACACCUCAAGUUGAUUAUUAUCGAACAUUUGCUUUGGAAUGUACAGGAAAGCAAAUUGCAAUUGACCUUUUUGCAAUUGGUGAAAGAAAUGUUGAUCUUCCUACUUUGGCAGACAUUUCUCGUUUUAGUAGUGGGACCGUUUAUCACUUUCCGAAAUUUCAUUUUGUGAGAGGUCAAGCUGAAAUAAAACGUCUCCAAAUGACUUUACACAGAUAUUUCACAAGAAAAUUGGGAUUGGAAGCUGUGUUGAGGAUACGUUGUUCUAAAGGUUUUUGGAAGGAAAUGAAUUUUUUGAAUCUAGAAUAUUUAAUAGGUGUUUCUCUGCAUUCUUUUUAUGGAAAUUUCUUUGUACGGUCAACAGAUCUUUUAUCGUUGCCAAAUGUCAGUCCAGACUCUGCUUUAGGUGUACAAAUAAAACUUGAUGAAACAUUAACUUCUAGCCAUGUUUGCUUCCAAGCUGCUCUUCUCUACACUUCAACAAAAGGUGAUCGUAGAAUUCGAGUUCAUACACUUAGUUUGCCUGUUUUGACAAACACAACGCAUGUUUAUUCGGCUGUGGAUAUAAAUACAACAAUCUCUCUUCUUUCAAAAAUGGCAACUGAACGAGCACUUUCUGGUUCUGAUUUGUCUGACUGUAGAGAAGCAUUAAUUAACGCUGUAGUCGAUGCUUUGGCAGGUUAUCAACGAAUUUUGGGACAAACAAGCAGUACUUUAAGAAUGCCAGCAGAAGGAGGACUUCAAUACAUGCCAAUUUACGUACUUGGAUUACUCAAACAUAGAGCAUUUUCUGGUGCACAAAAAGCUUCAAUGGAUGAAAGAAUGGCUUCUCUUUUGCUGUUUAAAACUGUUGGGAUAGAGAUUCUCUUAAUGGAAGUUUGUCCGGCAUUGUAUUCUAUCCACAAUUUUGUGGAACAACCGGUGAUCGAAAAUGACCAUGCUCAAAUUUAUCCAGAACGCUUACCGCCCAGGUUCGAUUUAGAGGAAUAUUUUAAUUAUUUUUAUUUUAGCUAUGAACAAAUCUCUAAUGGAGGCAUAUAUUUACUUGAUGUAGGAACAUCAGUAUAUUUAUAUGUAUGUUCUGGCGCUAACCCUAAAACAAUAAGUGGUCUUUUUGGCGUUAAUUGUUUUGAAAAGUUGGAUGAAGAUAUUGAAUUAGAAGAAGAAACGUCGCAGGGUAAACAAAUUACAGCCUUCCUUCAACACUUGCAGGAUCAACGAUGGAAUGUAUAUGCACCAAUAAUUGUUAUAAGAAAUGACAGCCCACAAAGAGAGCUUUUUGCUAGCAGACUAAUCCAGGACAGGACUGAUUCUUCGCAUUCAUACGCUGAAUUUAUGCAACAUAUUCAAAGGGAGGUAAAUUUAGCCUGUAAAUGA